This is a messenger RNA of Ustilago hordei, 2172 nucleotides long. Its product is annotated as putative DUR3 - Urea permease. Gene Ontology annotation, cellular component: plasma membrane. Gene Ontology annotation, biological process: urea transmembrane transport; spermidine transport; putrescine transport. Gene Ontology annotation, molecular function: urea transmembrane transporter activity; putrescine transmembrane transporter activity; spermidine transmembrane transporter activity. The transcript is spliced from 2 exons. Bases 1 to 2172 code for a protein of 723 amino acids. The record is from RefSeq and is a predicted model, not a curated record. Lineage: Eukaryota; Fungi; Basidiomycota; Ustilaginomycetes; Ustilaginales; Ustilaginaceae.
AUGGUUUCGGCCCCUCCUCUGUCACAGGGAGCCGGCUACGGUGUAGUCAUCGGCCUAGGUACCCUCUUCGCUGUCGUCGUCGUCGGUAUCUCACGAUCCCUCGUCCGAUACGCCGGUAUCUCGAAAGACGCUGAAGAGUUUAGUGUCGCUCGUCGUUCGCUCGGAACUGGUCUGACCGCAGCCGCUGUCAUUAGUUCUUGGACAUGGUCUACCACCCUACUUUCUUCUGUCUCUACUGCCUACAACUACGGCGUAGCCGGUGCCAUGCUCUACGCCUCGGGCAAUUGCACCCAAAUUGUGCUAUUCUCCACCCUCGCCAUCCAGCUCAAACGUCGUGCUCCAUCGGUCCACACUUACCUCGAGCUCGUCCGCAUCCGAUUCGGCACCUUUCCACACCUCACCUACAUCUUCUUUGCUCUCGCUACCAACAUUUUGGUCUGCAGUUCGGUUUUGCUCGGUGGCGCCGCCGCGAUUAACUCGAUCACAGGCAUGAACGUCUACGCUGCGCUCUUCCUCCUCCCCAUCACCGUCAUCGCCUACACCCUCCGUGGCGGUCUUCGAAGCACAAUCCUCGCAGACUACCUGCACACGAUCAUCAUCUUCGUAAUACUGUUCGUUUUCUGGCUUCGUGCCUACGCGACCUUCCCCGAAAUCGGCAGUCCAGGAGCAAUGUACGACCUUCUCAUCAACGCUCAGAAAAACAUCAGCAUCGAUGGCAACUACGAUGGAAGUCUUCUUACUCUCAAGACUGAGGGAGGACAGUACUUUGCUUGGCUGUCCGCGUUCGAGUAUACCGGUGUCGUUUUCUUGGACGCGAGCUUCCAUCAGAAAGGAGUUGCAGCGAUGCCAGAAGCUGCGUUCCCAGGUUAUCUGAUCGGAGGUUUGGCUUGGUUCUCGAUUCCUUUCUGUUUGGCAACCACUGCCGGUCUGGCUGCUCUUGCUCUCGAGACCACGUACCCCGGUUUUCCGACCUACCCCAACCGCAUUCCCAAGGCCGACGUUUCUGCAGGUCUCGUCCUUCCCUAUGCCGCUCAGGCGCUGUUGGGUAAGGGAGGCUCAGCAGCUGUGCUUUUGCUCAUGUUUAUGAGUUGUACCUCGGCCAUUUCGGCUCAAAUGGUUGGUGUGUCCGCUGUUGUCUCUUACGACAUCUUCAAGACCUACUUCAAGCCAACCAUAUCCCCUGAGAAGCUCCUUCGCGUCAACCAGUACGUCGUCGUCGGAUUCGGUUUGUUCGCCGCCGCCUUUGGAAGUCUGCUUCACGGGAUUGGAUUAGACCUUGGAUUCAUCUACAACUUUACAGGAAUCUUUACAUGUGCUGGUCUAUCUCCACUGAUCUUCACCUUCUUCGACACAAGGUUGCAUCCAGCGGUGGUUUUCCCAGGCAUCUGGAUCAACUUUGCGUCAGGUGUUGCAGUAUGGCUCGCCGUGGCUUGGCACAAAUAUGGCGUUGUGGAUCUGUCCAGUGUGGGUGGGGUGGUGCCCUGUUUGGCAGGUUCAGGCACAGGCAUUGGAGUUGGUUUAGUUCUCUCCACGCUCUCAGUUCUCUUCUUCCCACGCGACUUUGCCUGGAGCCGAAUUCCCGAGAUCCUCGAACAGCAGCACAAGGAACAGGUCGAACGAGGUGCGAAGCAACAUCUUCCUGGAACCGCUGGCGACAGCUCGCCAAAUGGUGACAGCGAAAAGGCGCGAAGCAUCACGUCAAGCCCUGACCCCCGAACGCAGCUUGAGUUCAUCGAAAAUGAUCCAUCCUACAACCCCGCUCGCCUCGACCGUUUCUUCCGCAUUGCCGUCGCUUCGUCCUUCACGAUCUUUGUGGUCAUCACCAUCAUCUGGCCUUUCUCGCUCUACCGAGACUACAUCUUCAGCAAGUCAUUCUUCGAAGGAUGGGUGGUGGUCUCGUUCAUCUGGGCCAUCCUUGCCUUCACGGGUGUCGGAAUCUUCCCUGUAAUUCAGGGUAUUCCCGUGGCCAGGGUGAUCCUGCUGAACUUGAGGAACAAGAUUCGUGGUGGUCAGACCAUGUCCAACGCAAGCGAGACAGCUGAGAAGAGCAAAUCCGGAGAGGAGAGGAGAGGCUCGGGCGGCACCAACACCGCGACUGCAGAAACGCCUUCGUCUUCGGGGACGAAGAACAAGCAGCUGCAGACUCACAUUGACUCUGCUUAUAUCGCUUGA